UUGCAGUCCGGAUAGCCCACUUCCACACCGCACCAGUCUAGACAACCAGAAGCUGUGGAUCAAUAAUAACAUGAGAUCUACUCAGAUGGCAAGACGCAGAUUAAAUGUAUUAAGGACACAAGGUAAGGAGACAUUAACAAACAGCUGACACCUUCAGGAACACCUCGAAAAACUGUAAAUCUCUAAGAUAAGUAUUAUGUAUCUCUUGUUCAACAUGCUGUAUGAGUUUUAUUUCAUUUAUGAAAGUCUACUUGUCAUACACCUGUUCGUAUUUCCAUAUUCCGUAUUUACUACUUCGGUUGGUGUCCAUAUUUCCGAGUUUACGGCCAGUCCCUGAAGGCAACACCGUUCCACCCCAAAGAAUCAACGCAGAAGUUUGAAGCUUCCGCCUGAAAACUGAAUUAAAGAGCACCGGAAGUUCCCUGAAGCUCCUUUAGGUUCACGAUCUUCACCAGGAGACUCUCAGCAUCACGUGUAAAGCUCGUGACCUCUGACCUUCGCCAUGGCGUCCACGUCCAUCACCGCCGUUGGAGGAGUGGUGACCGUCACUCAGGUCAUUCCGCAGGACUCCUCCCCCAAGCGGGCCACGCCCACUUUCCCCGCCUCUAAGAUGGACGACAUGACGGCCGCCUUCCUGCGGGGGGAGCCGCGGGGCCUCGGGAUGGUCCAGGUGUCCGUGGGCCUGCUCUGUGUUCUCUUCAGUCUGACCUCCCUCUUCUCCCCGACCCUCGUCCCCCACGCUCCGCUCAGCCUCGCAGUCAUCCUUGUUGUCUCUGGCUCGAUUGCCGUGGCGACGGCGAAGCAGCCUUCAGUCGGAUGGUCUCUGUGUGCUCCGGGUCCAGGUCUGGGGUCUCUGGUCUCGAGCCUGGUCAGCGCCCUGCUGGGCCUGGGGGGCGUGGCCUAUCUGUGCUGGCUGCUGGCGGAGGGCCCCGCCUCCAAACUCCUCUGUGACAGCGAUGCCUUCAGGCUCUCCGGGCCGCAGGAGACUCGAUGCAGGCAGAACUUGACCAUUCUCAAUGUGUGUGUUUACGGACUUCAGGGUGUGCUCCUGGUUCUGCUGGUCCUGCAGGUCUGUGUCACCGUCACCGUCUCCGUCUUCUCCGUCAGAGCCCUCCAACGCCGUGACGCCUACCCCGCCUUCAAGGUGGAGGUCGGCGACGAUGACGUCGUCCUGCUCGACAGCCAAUGAGAGGAGAGCUGCAGUACUACCACUACUGGUACUCUACUGGUAGUACUACAGUACUACCAGUAGAGUACUACAGUAGAGUACCCUCACGCUGUCAUUAUACUCGUCAAUCAUCUUUCCGUGUUUCUCUCUCCGACUCUGACGGCAAUAAAUCUAAAAGAGCAUUAUUUACUUACUAUUAUUAGUGACUGUUGUAUGUAAACAUAAACUUCCUCAUGUGAUCCUAGUUUCUCUCUUGAAGGUCAAAUCUAAAUCUCCGUGAGUCUGCAGCUCUUCAGCACAUUUAUUUACCACAGAAAAAAAAUCUGAUUAAUAAUAAUAUUAGGAUGUGAAAUAAAAAGGGAAAAAAACCAAACGACAGGGUUUAAACAAAGUAAAGGUUUAUAAAUAUUAUAUAUUAUAUAUAUAUUGAAUUGUUAUUAAAAUGUGUAAAUAUUCCCAAAAGGUGGGUUUUGAAUAUGAGAUGAAGAAGCUUCUCUUAUUUGUCUGUUUUUACUUUGAUUCAAUAAAUUGGUGAUUUAUUUUU
This is a messenger RNA of Pseudoliparis swirei, 1712 nucleotides long. RefSeq lists its product as uncharacterized. The record is from RefSeq and is a predicted model, not a curated record. The transcript has 7 exons. The coding region runs from base 503 to 1189 and encodes 228 amino acids. Gene Ontology annotation, cellular component: membrane. NCBI's taxonomy places the organism in Eukaryota, Metazoa, Chordata, Actinopteri, Perciformes, Liparidae.